Molecule: messenger RNA, 1632 nt
Organism: Varanus komodoensis (Komodo dragon)
Lineage: Eukaryota; Metazoa; Chordata; Lepidosauria; Squamata; Varanidae
Gene: SLC1A3
Product: solute carrier family 1 member 3
Exons: 9
Coding region: 1-1632 (543 amino acids)
Biological process (GO): L-aspartate import across plasma membrane; D-aspartate import across plasma membrane; L-glutamate import across plasma membrane
Cellular component (GO): plasma membrane
Molecular function (GO): L-glutamate transmembrane transporter activity; glutamate:sodium symporter activity; neutral L-amino acid transmembrane transporter activity
Source: RefSeq, a predicted model, not a curated record
AUGACUAAAAAUAACGGAGAAGACACAAGAUCAGGCAAUAGGAUGGAGCGCUUCCAGCAAGGGGUCCGGAAACGUACACUUAUGGCAAAGAAGAAGGUGCAGAGCAUCACAAAGGAUGAUGUUAAAAGUUACUUACUAAAGAAUUUUUUUGUGCUGUUCACCAUCAUUGCAGUCAUUGUUGGUAUCAUCCUCGGAUUUGGUCUCCGGUCAUACCACUUCAGCUAUCGAGAAGUGAAGUACUUUUCCUUCCCUGGUGAACUCUUAAUGAGAAUGUUGCAGAUGUUGGUUUUGCCUCUCAUUGUAUCCAGUCUGGUAACAGGAGUUGCUGCCCUGGACAGUAAAGCCUCAGGAAGGAUGGGACUCCGAGCAGUCGUCUACUAUAUGAGCACUACAAUCAUUGCUGUCCUGAUUGGAAUAAUCAUGGUGGUCAUCAUUCACCCUGGGAAAGGGUCAAAGGAAAAAAUGUACCGAGAAGGCAAGAUCGUGAGAGUGACAGCUGCAGAUGCCUUUCUGGAUUUGAUCAGAAACAUGUUUCCACCGAAUCUGGUAGAAGCCUGCUUUAAACAGUUCAAAACAAACUAUGAGGAACGAAUACCUAGGGCAGAUCAUGAUUCUAAUGAGACCUCUGUCCUUGCUGGCAUUAUAAACAACGUGUCUGAAGCAAUGGAGAACCUAACUCAGCUGAAAAAGGAGACAAUCCCUGUUCCAGGGGCUGUAAAUGGAGUGAAUGCGCUGGGACUGGUGGUGUUCUCAAUCAGCUUUGGACUGGUGAUUGGGAACAUGAAGGAACAAGGACGGGCACUGAGGGAAUUCUUUGAUAGCCUUAAUGAAGCGAUCAUGCGAUUGGUAGGACUAAUCAUGUGGUAUGCACCACUUGGGAUCUUGUUUCUGAUUGCUGGAAAAAUUGUUGAGAUGGAGGAUAUGGGUGUGAUUGGAGGACAGCUUGCCAUGUAUACCGUUACAGUUAUCAUUGGCUUAUUCAUCCAUGCUAUUAUUGUUCUUCCUCUACUCUACUUUUUAAUUACCCGAAAGAACCCUUGGGUCUUUAUUGGGGGAUUGCUGCAAGCUCUCAUCACAGCCUUGGGAACAUCUUCAAGUUCUGCUACCUUGCCGAUCACAUUUAGAUGUUUGGAAGAGAAUAAUGGAGUAGACAAACGCAUUACGAGAUUUGUUCUCCCUGUGGGUGCAACUAUUAACAUGGACGGGACAGCACUGUAUGAGGCAUUGGCUGCAAUAUUCAUUGCGCAGGUUAAUAACAUGGAUCUAAAUUUUGGACAGAUUAUCACAAUCAGCAUCACGGCUACAGCGGCUAGCAUUGGUGCAGCAGGAAUUCCUCAGGCUGGCCUGGUCACUAUGGUGAUUGUGUUGACAUCUGUUGGUUUGCCUACAGACGAUAUCACCCUCAUCAUUGCCGUGGACUGGUUUUUGGAUCGUCUGCGUACAACUACCAAUGUUCUGGGAGACUCUAUUGGAGCAGGAAUUGUAGAACAUUUAUCACGGCACGAGUUGAGGAACAAGGAUGCUGAGAUGGGUAAUUCUGUGAUAGAAGAGAAUGAAAUGAAGAAGCCUUACCAGCUAAUUUCACAAGAGAAUGAGAAUGAAAAGCCCUUAGACAGUGAAACCAAGAUGUGA